AUGUUGACAUUGCUAGUGGAAAACGUAUUGCGCAUUGCAACCUUUCCUCUACUCCAAGCCAGAUACGAUCCGACGUUGCCCCAGAUCACAAGCGGUGUCUACGCCAGGUUUACCUUGCGUGAAGACCCUUAUUACCGCUCUGUUAUCUAA
Molecule: messenger RNA, 150 nt
Organism: Plasmopara halstedii
Lineage: Eukaryota; Oomycota; Peronosporomycetes; Peronosporales; Peronosporaceae
Exons: 3
Coding region: 1-150 (49 amino acids)
Source: RefSeq, a predicted model, not a curated record